Molecule: messenger RNA, 1170 nt
Organism: Liolophura sinensis
Lineage: Eukaryota; Metazoa; Mollusca; Polyplacophora; Chitonida; Chitonidae
Product: sulfotransferase 1C2-like
Exons: 6
Coding region: 1-903 (300 amino acids)
Molecular function (GO): sulfotransferase activity
Source: RefSeq, a predicted model, not a curated record
AUGGCACCUUGGAGAAAACACGAAUUCACGCAUAAGUUGCCAGGGGAGCACGUGUAUAACGGAAUCCUCUUCUUUGGGUUCUCGCCCCCAGAUACCCUGAGAGCUGUGAGAGAUUUUACCGUACGAGAAGACGAUGUCUUUAUAGCUACAUAUCCAAAAGCAGGAACAACAUGGAUGCAGGAAAUAAUCUGGCUGAUCAUGCACGAUGGCGAUUUUAAAGGAGCCAGUGAGACGCCUGUUUACUUCAGGUCGCCAUUCUUGGAAUUCAAAGAUGAGAUCUUGAACGAGGUUGGUUUAGAGCUGGCCAACCCGAUGUCGUCCCCGCGAGUCAUCAAGACACAUCUUCCUUACUCAAUGAUACCACGACAUUUACAGCAACACAGCUGUAAGACUGUGGUCGUGUUUCGGAAUCCAAAAGACCUGUGUGUGUCGUAUUACCACUUCUACAAGUCCAGCUCAUCCAUGGGGAAUUUCCAAGGCAGUUGGGAGGAAUUCUUUGAGAUGUUCAUGACUGGACACGUGGACCACGGCUCUUGGUUUGAUUACACUAAAAGCUGGUGGGAGGUCAAGGACAACCCCAAUGUCAAGGUCACUUUUUAUGAAGACAUGAAGCGGGAUCUGAGGAAGGAGGUUGUCGAGUUGUGUUCGUUCUUGGGGAAACCAUUAUCCAAUGAAAUCAUAGACGACAUCGUACGUCACUGCGGCUUUGAGAGCAUGCGCCGAAAUCCUAUGACCAAUCACGAAGACGUUUACUCCAUAAAUAAAGAAAUAUCCCCCUUAAUGAGAAAAGGUACCGUGGGUGACUGGAAGAACUAUUUCACAGUAGCACAAAACGAGCUUGCAGACUACUUUUAUCGGCGACACUUGGGAGACACGGGGCUACAGUUUACUUAUGAGUUGUGAGGCACAAAAGCUGCAUGGUUAUUCCACGAUCAAAGACUUUCAAUAAUGAACAAAUAACUUGUAGCCGUGUAGAGUGUAGCCCGUCGAGCCGUGUUCUACUAACGUAGUGUGUAUAGCCCGUCUCGUGGUUGUAGUGUUAUGUCACCCAGAAGGAAUACCUACUGACGUUUCUAACUCGAAUACAGCCUAGUGUUUGGUAUACAUUGAAUGUACAGGUUAUCAGAGUUUAAAACAUGUCAACACGUGUACCAGUAAACCUCUUCAAAC